AUGAAGGUCCAGUACCGCUCCGAGACCCUAGAGCUCGACGACAUCCCCGACGAGACCCUCUCCCAACUCGCCGCCCGCCUCGCCACACAAAUCGAAGCCGACGUCACGCGCGUCUCCCUCUUCAUCCUCCCCAAACCCGGCCUCCUCAAACAUCCUUUCCCCGACACCCCGCUCUCCACCAUCCUCACGCCCAAAUCCCGCAUAAAGCUCGUCGGCACUCCCGCCACCGAAGCGCAGAAAUUCGACGAGCAGGGCGCCGCUGCACGCACUGAAGCCCAACGACGGAGCGCCGCCCGCUCGAGCGCGAAGACAGUCAAAUACACACCCAACCACGACUGGCGGAAAGUGCAGGAGGAAGCAACAUAUACAUUCCACGCGAUCGAGCCACUGAAAUGGCUGCCGAAUCCGGCGAAGAGCAAGCGCUUUCUCGAGCGCUUAGCCAAUGAUCCUGGCAUCAAGGCGUCGAUGCGGAAACACAAAUUCUCAGUGGGCUUGCUCACGGAGAUGGACCCCGCCAGCCACACAACGCACGAGAGCCGAACGUUAGGGUUGAACCGUAAUGCUGGAGAGGUGAUUGAGCUGCGCCUGCGGACGGAUGCGUAUGAUGGGUACAGGGACUACAAGGUGAUACGGAAGACGCUGUGUCAUGAGCUGAGCCAUAAUGUGUGGGGCGAGCAUGAUGCGAAUUUCUGGAAGCUGACGAGGGAGAUUGAGAAAGAAGUCGAUCAGAAUGAUACGUUGCAUGGCGGUCACAAGCUGCAAGCGAACGCGGAAUUCUAUGUUCCUGACGACGACGGUGGGGACGCCGAAGAGCACUUUGAUGGUGGGGGCUGGACUGGAGGGGAUUUUGUGUUGGGCAGAGGAAGGGAGGCGCAGAGUGAGGAGGGUCUCAGUCGGAGGGAGAUCAUUGCUAGGGCAGCAAUGGCGAGAGCGAGGAAGGAGCAGGAGGCGAAAGAGGCGGAGGCGGAGGAGCAGAGGCAGCAGCGGUGA
Messenger RNA from Cyphellophora attinorum, 990 nucleotides. RefSeq lists its product as uncharacterized. Lineage: Eukaryota; Fungi; Ascomycota; Eurotiomycetes; Chaetothyriales; Cyphellophoraceae. The coding region runs from base 1 to 990 and encodes 329 amino acids. The record is from RefSeq and is a predicted model, not a curated record. Gene Ontology annotation, molecular function: proteasome binding. The transcript has a single exon.